UUCCGCCUCUGGCCUUGGUUUCUCUUUGAGACAAUCUCAGUUCAUUCUCUCGGUUAUCAAUUCUUCGGCGUCAGCUUCCUUCUCAUCUAUUGUCGGCGUCGCCACUCGAUUCUCACUCUCGGUUUUCCUUCUCUGCCCUUAGUCUUCGAGCAUUGCUACCGUCUCCUCUGUCGAAUCUCACCAAAUCGAAAAGAGAAGGUGACAAUCUUCUCCCUCUCGCCGUCCUCGGGUCCUCACUCGACUGUGGCUCUCUGUCACCCGCUCACAUUUCCUCAUUCCACGGCAGAGAAAUUAAAGGUUUGCUUACCCCCAAAGGAGUUGGCAAUGGCUGGAGUGAUUAAGAAGUUCUUCCUUGCUUCAAUGUUUAUGUGGAUGUUUCCUAUUCUGAUCCUUUAUGCUUUUAACCACGACUUGAUCCCAGGUGUAACCCAUUUAUCUCCCCAUUCCUUGACGUUGCUGAGUGGAUUUCUUGCUGUUAUAUCAGUCAAUAUAGUGAUUGCAUUCUACAUUUAUAUGGCAAUGAAGGAACCUUCAGAUAAACAUGAACCAGAUGCUAAAUUUGUUGCAGAGGCAAAAGCUAGUGUUAAUCAGCUUACAGGUAAAGUGGAGGAUCCUUCGCAAUCUCUAAAGAAAGACGAGUAGGCUGGAAAAAAUUUUAAGCACCAGGGAUAUGCAGUCGAAUUGAAGUUCAGGCUGAGCUUGCUUCUGAUCACUUGAGGGUUGAACAAUCAAAAUGUAGUUCACUCCCGUCAUUCUGUGCAAAUUUUGAUGUGCGUGAAAGAAAUUUCAGAGGAUGUGACUUCAAGAUUCUGUGUACAUUAUUCUCAUUUCUCAGUUACUGAAAGAUUCCAGCAUUUCAUGGUGAAUUAAUAGUAAUUAUGAGUUCUCCGUGUGCGUGUGUUAAACUUAGGCAUAAUGGUAAAGUUAGAAUCUCUUUUUGGCA
This is a messenger RNA of Manihot esculenta (cassava), 943 nucleotides long. RefSeq lists its product as uncharacterized. The record is from RefSeq and is a predicted model, not a curated record. Gene Ontology annotation, biological process: vacuolar proton-transporting V-type ATPase complex assembly. NCBI's taxonomy places the organism in Eukaryota, Viridiplantae, Streptophyta, Magnoliopsida, Malpighiales, Euphorbiaceae. The transcript is spliced from 3 exons. Gene Ontology annotation, cellular component: endoplasmic reticulum membrane. Bases 325 to 642 code for a protein of 105 amino acids.